AUGGUCCCCAAGGUCGGUAUCAACGGUUUCGGUCGUAUUGGCCGCAUUGUCCUGCGCAAUGCCAUCAACGCUGGCACUGUCGACGUUGUCGCCGUCAACGACCCCUUCAUUGAGGUCCACUACGCUGCCUACAUGCUGCGUUACGACAGCACCCACGGUCAGUUCAAGGGUACCAUCGAGAUCGAUGGCACCGAGGGCCUGAUCGUCAACGGCAAGAAGAUCCGCUUCUACGCUGAGCGUGACCCCGCCUCCAUCCCCUGGGGCAAGUCCGGUGCCGACUACGUUGUUGAGUCCACCGGUGUCUUCACCACCACCGAGAAGGCCUCUCUUCACUUGAAGGGUGGUGCCAAGAAGGUCGUCAUCUCCGCUCCCUCCGGUGACGCCCCUAUGUUCGUCAUGGGUGUCAACAACUCUGAGUACAGCAAGGAUAUCAACGUCCUCUCCAACGCCUCUUGCACCACCAACUGCCUGGCUCCCCUCGCCAAGGUUAUCAACGACAAGUUCGGUCUCGUUGAGGGUCUCAUGACCACCAUCCACUCCUACACCGCCACCCAGAAGACCGUUGACGGUCCCUCCGCUAAGGACUGGCGUGGUGGCCGUACUGCGGCCCAGAACAUCAUCCCCUCCUCCACCGGUGCCGCCAAGGCUGUCGGCAAGGUCAUCCCUGCCCUUAACGGCAAGCUGACCGGUAUGUCCAUGCGUGUCCCCACCGCCAACGUCUCCGUUGUCGACCUUACCUGCCGCAUUGAGAAGGCUGCCACCUACGAGGAGAUCAAGGCCGUUAUCAAGGCCGCUUCCGAGAACGAGCUCAAGGGCAUCCUCGGAUACACCGAGGAUGACAUUGUCUCCACUGACCUCAACGGUGAUGACCACUCCUCCAUCUUCGAUGCCAAGGCCGGUAUUGCUCUGAACUCCAACUUCAUCAAGCUCGUCUCCUGGUACGACAACGAGUGGGGUUACUCUCACCGUGUUGUUGACCUCAUCUCCUACAUCGCCAAGGUUGACUCCCAGUAA
This is a messenger RNA of Penicillium pulvis, 1014 nucleotides long. RefSeq names its product glyceraldehyde 3-phosphate dehydrogenase GpdA (gene gpdA). The coding region runs from base 1 to 1014 and encodes 337 amino acids. Gene Ontology annotation, biological process: glucose metabolic process. The record is from RefSeq and is a predicted model, not a curated record. Gene Ontology annotation, molecular function: NAD binding; oxidoreductase activity, acting on the aldehyde or oxo group of donors, NAD or NADP as acceptor; NADP binding. The transcript is spliced from 4 exons. NCBI's taxonomy places the organism in Eukaryota, Fungi, Ascomycota, Eurotiomycetes, Eurotiales, Aspergillaceae.